Messenger RNA from Fomitopsis serialis, 1623 nucleotides. RefSeq names its product transcription initiation factor IIF, beta subunit-domain-containing protein. Gene Ontology annotation, biological process: transcription initiation at RNA polymerase II promoter; transcription by RNA polymerase II. Lineage: Eukaryota; Fungi; Basidiomycota; Agaricomycetes; Polyporales; Fomitopsidaceae. Gene Ontology annotation, cellular component: transcription factor TFIIF complex. The transcript has 3 exons. The coding region runs from base 252 to 1442 and encodes 396 amino acids. The record is from RefSeq and is a predicted model, not a curated record.
UGACGCCAAACAACGGGCUGCCCAAUUCGGGCCACUCAUUCGCCUUGUUCUCAGCCACCACCGAGGUGUUGCUUGUCUGAGUCGUCUGAAAAGAUUCCUCUCAUUGUGUCCCACACCUCUAAACAACCUACGUUCGACCGAAAAGGCGGGAAACGUACAUUAGCCUAGUUCGCCUCCUUGCCGACGCCCUACCGCUUGGGCAUCCGUACAUCUGCUGAACGUGACGCUCCGAGCGAAUCUGCUUGAAAAUCAUGGAAGAGGCUAUCGUUGAGGACGAGGACAAGAAGCAGUUCGACUCCAUUCAGGCUUCGCAAGAUGCGGAGACUGAGCCUGACCCAGACGAGUCCCUAAUCUUGGACAGCGGCAAUGGGAGAGUGUGGCUAGUAAAAGUGCGUGUCUUGGCUGACCUCGCGCCCUCCGUCACGACCCGAUCCCUCUCGCAGAUACCAAGAUACCUCAUGGAGCGUUGGCUAUCUAUCAGAGAGGAUAAUGUCCAUCUGGCAACCAUCCGCGUCUUCCACAACGCAAAGUCCGCAACGGGCAAGUCGCCCCGCAUCCUCCUCGCGCUCCCGCCCGACCCGAACCACCCUGGCCAGAACGAAUGGGAGGGCGACGUGUACGAGUUGGACAUGGUGCAGGAGUCGGUCGAGAACCAGAUUGUCAUCGCCGAACGCGAGAAGGAGCCCCCGCCUGUCCCGGGCACCCGCGCGCGGACGACGGUCCUCACAGGACGGGUAAAGCACGAGUGCAACCUGCGGCCGAUGUUCAGUGACAGGUACAGGCAGCGGCUCAAGAUGCGGACGAUCGCGGCGAACACGCCGAGGAAGCAGAUCAUGCGGAUUGAGGAUGCGGGCGUUGGCGGUCGGGGGAACAUCAACAUGCUUACGAGCGGUGUGGCGAACACGACACCGCUCAGUCUCGGUCAACGAAGACCCAAGCCUGCGAAGGGCCAGUUCGAGCGCAUGGCGCGUAUGCCGCGCAACCAGCUGCUCGACGAGCUCUUCCGGCUCUUCCAGGAGCGCGAGCGCUGGUCCAUCAAGAUCCUCCGCGAUCGGACCCAACAGCCGGAGGCCUACCUCAAAGAGGUCCUCAGCGAGAUCGCCGACCUCAACCGGAGCGGAGAGUUCAACGGCACCUGGGAGCUCAAGGAUACCUUCAGAGGCGAGGGGGUCAAGGCCGAGCAGGUUCCCGGCCCAAGCGGCGGCUUCGGCGCGGGGGCUGGUGACGGCGUCAAGGAUGAAGAUUCGACGACUUCGAUGAGGAUGAUGAUGACGACGAUAUGGAGGAGGUUUCAUGAGCUGGUGCAAAGCUGGUGUGCAUCGCUUCCGGACUUGGUAAUGGUAUUGUAUCUUUAUAUAUUCCCGUCUGCUCGCUUUCUUGCACGCAUAUCAUCAUACACACGCAGUCAUAUAGCAUUUUAUUCAAUAGCAUUCACCGACUAAAUUUUUCAUGUGCGUCUCCACGAAGACGAUGCGUGCUGUAGUGUCUAGUUCAAUGUACAACGAGUUGAUUACAUCCCUGGCUUUGGAUGACGCAGAAGGGUGAUAUUACAUCGGCAAUAGGGUAUACAACGUAAAGACCCUUGACAGCAGUAUACAAACCAGUAUUCGUUAUCAGAACGUC